This is a messenger RNA of Owenia fusiformis, 2584 nucleotides long. Lineage: Eukaryota; Metazoa; Annelida; Polychaeta; Sabellida; Oweniidae. The record is from the annotation of a GenBank genome assembly.
AAAAAUGACUCGAUCAGAUGAGAAAAACAAAUUCAAAAUUUAUUGGUCUCAAACAGCAUCAGUUGUAUGGAAUCGUAAUAUAUUUUGACGUGUAAAGGAUCCAACAUAUACCUUUAAUUGAUAUAAGUUUAAACUAACUUACCUAUUCUGGUCAACGGGUAUCCAAAAGAACUUUCUUCAAGUGACAGAAAUGUUCGACUUUUCCUAUCAAUAAAGAUGGCGAAGUCAGUCUAAAAGAGGGAAUAUUUUAUGUUGAUGAUGUGAAACGAAAACAAUAAUUAAAUAAAUCUGAGUUAAUAAGUGACCUCGUUCUCAAUUUAUCAUUCACUUGUUGGCCUUGUUGUUCAAGCUUAAAUUCAGAUAUACAUACCACGUAUUCUAUAUUUAGCUAAGCUGAGUAGUUAUAUAGUGCUUUAAAGAAUCAGAAUAGCACAAACACAACCAGGGACAACCUACAUAGACCACUGAGUCCUGCACUGUGUAUACAUGCCCCGGGAUACAUGCAUGCAUAUGUCUCAUAACUUGUAAAAUCAUGAGAUUCAUUGGAAAAGGAAUAAUUGUUACAGGCUCCAACAGUGGGAUAGGAAAGGCCACAGCAUUACUUUUUGCAAAAGAAGGUGCAAAUGUACUUAUUCAUGGCAGAGAUUUAAAUUCUCUUGAACAAACUUUAGAAGAAUGUAAGGCUGUUGGUUUGGGUACUGCUAAAUUUGCAGUGGUGCAAGGAAGCUUUGACAAUAAGGAUCUAAUUAAAAAGAUACAUGACACAGCUGUUAGUGAAUUUGGCAGGAUUGAUGUAUUAGUAAAUAAUGCCGGUCAAGCUGAGAUAGGAAGCAGCCUCACUACAACAGAAGACAGUUUUGACCGACAGAUGCACUUACUUCUGAAAGUUCCAAUAUUUCUUUCACAAAUGUGCUUCUCACAUCUAAAGAAAUCCAAGGGCAACAUUGUGAACAUAUCCAGUAUUGCUGGCAUCAGGGCAUCUAGUAGAGAUAGUUUUUCCUAUGCCAUUGCUAAAGCUGCCCUUAACCAAUUUACCCAAUGUGCUGGGAUUGAAUAUGGAGCUGAAGGUGUCAGAGUCAAUGCAGUUUGCCCAGGAUAUAUACGCACAAAUAUGGGACUUAAAUCAGAGUCUUCGGUGAAUAAUCUUGCUGAAGCUAAUGCUAGAUAUGAUGAGAUAGCCAAGGCUGUUCCUACAAAGAAGGUUGGAACAGCAGAGGAGGCUGCUAAGUUGAUUGUCUUUUUGGCAUCUGAGGAUGCAUCAAUGAUGAAUGGAGCCUGUGUAGUACAGGAUGGUGGACAUUCAUUAAUGGGACUUGACAACCAAACCAUAGAGAAUGCAGCUAAAUGCAAUUGAAUUGAGGUGCGUAAAGAUAGCAUGUCAGGGAUCGACAUUAGUUGUAAAAACCAUAUCAGAGUAGCCCUCUCUAAUAUGGACUAAUGCAAAGAUAUUUCAACUAUAUGUGCACGCUUAAUGUGUGGUUUAUAAAUAAGAUUUACAAAACAAUGAAAAAUAUACAUUUUGAAAACACAUAUUGAAUACAAACUGGAGCAGCUUUUUAUGAAGGCGUGUUGUCUUCAUUCUACGACGCACUUACACAUUAUACCUAGGAUGAAGAAAAUGUGCAUUUGUCUCCUCAGAAGCUGAAGAAGUUCAAUUUUGUCACCUCCUUCCAUAUGCAUUGAAUAUUAAUAUACAUUUUACAAGUAUACAUAUUAUUCAAAAUAUUCACAAAAUAUAACUGUGAAAUAAAUAUUGUUUCAUGAAGUUGAUUAAGAAAAACAGGUUGUACUAGUAGACCCCCCCAAUUCCAACUUUCAACAUAUAAUUUCCUUGCAUUAAAAAACAUUCCUCCAUAUAAAGAAAAGUCUGAAUUUUUAUUGCAUAUUCAAUAAUACCAAGUGUGUCUCAACCAAUAAGCUUAGAGUGUUUCAGUGCAUUGACUCAGGGUAUGUGGUAUAUUGGUGUAUCCGGGGGGGGGGGGGGGUCAAAAACCAAAAGAAUCAAUUACAAUUGCUGGCUACACCUGUAUGGUCAAAUGAAUGAAAACAUUAUUUUACAGUGCAACAAUGAAUUGAUAGUUUAUUUAAAUUGCAAUAAGAACACUUUUACCCCAUAGUUUUAAUUCUCCUCGAGUAUUAUUGAUACCCCCCCCCCCCCAUCCAUCAACACUUUACAUGUAUGUAACCGCCUAAGCUUUUAACACACUCACAAACUCAAGGGUAAAUAGUUUAUGAAAUGUAUGAGGUAAUAUACACUGUUGCUCAUAAAUAUGGAAUAUUAGAUUUGGCAGCUCAGAAUUCAAAUUUUGCAGUAAGAGAACAUUUAUUUGAAGUUGGUUCAGACUUUCAUUUUCUAGGCAAAUCAUAACCACAUAUUUCAUCUACAAAUCAACAUUUUUCAGAGAAAAAAUAUGCACAUUUAAAUUUAGAAAAUUACUGUUAUUUAAACAGGGGUAAGCUAAGACUUUUUGCAUUUUCAAAACACCCCGAUUCAAAUUGUCAUGUAAAACAGAUUAAACAAAAUAAACAUUUGGUCAUGAAGAUUGAAGUGUCCUCUAUCCAAUGAUAGCACUAAUAUGCGUUA